GUUAUGUAAGCGAGGAAGGAGCUUCGCUAUAAAAAUCCCCAAAACGGAGAGUUCUAUGUAUUUAAAGGAGGAUGAAGAUAAAAUGGCUAAUACAGAGCUUUAUACUUUCAUUGAUUUGGCAAGGAACAUUUGUCCGUCCGAUGUCAAGUGUGUCCAAUGGGAAGCCACAGAAUUCGGCGGCAGACGUAAAAUCUCCAUCUCAACGGGCUUUUUCAACGAAACUCUCUUUGCAGCCACUCGCAACGGCUUUAUCCAAGCUUCUAACUGAGAAACUGUCCAGUUUAUCCAAAAUGAGGCUACCUGGAACGCAGACCCCUGCUAACCUGUCUCCAUCAAAUUCCAGGACACAAGUGUCAUCCAAAUCCAAAGCUAAAUCACUCGGAUCAUCGGCACGAGAGGGGUCAUUCAGAACGGAUUCAUUAAAACAAAAGAAGCCGGACCGGAGGAUAUUCGCGAUAAAACAAAUGUCCAAGGUGUGGGUAGCGGUGCAGGAAAAUCCUUGCAGAGGCUACGAUACGAAUCCAGAAUAUCUUCAAGGUAGAAAGUAUAAAAAGGCUGUGUGUUUUUCGCACCUGUACUCUCUGCGUAAGUCCGAAACUGAGAAAAAGCAAAUGCAGCCGCCUGACGAUAAGUGCUACGAAGCAGUUCUGGAGCUCCGAACUUUACCCAAUGACCUGACAGAACGCUGUCACCGCUUUAUCGACGCACAAUGUUUUGCUUUGGAUCGGGAUGGAACGAUGUUGGUUUUCGCGGCUCCAACCAAAUCCCAACACCUAACAUAGAUGCCUUGGCUUACAAUGGCAUUGUUCUCGAUCGACAUUACACAUUGCCAACCUGCACACCAUCAAGGGCAGCACUGCUCACCGGAAAAAAUCCUGUCCGAAUGGGUUUACUCAUGCCAACUCUAGCUGGGCACGCGGAUGGAAUACCACUCACUGAACAGCUCUUGCCUCAGAAGUUGCAGAAGCUUGGUUAUGUCACCCGUCUGAUUGGUAAAUGGCAUGUGGGGUCGGCGAAGAAAAGUAUGACUCCUAUUCGCAGAGGAUUUCACUCUCAUUUUGGUUUCUACAACGGCUUUGUCGGUUACAAGAAUGGUAUCCACGACUUUCAAAAUACUUCCGGAUUCGACUGUUACCGCAAUUUCCACCGGAGCAAGCAUGAGGUUGAAGGGAAGUAUUUGACGGACGUUUACACGAAGGAAGCUGUGGACGUGAUUGAGGCUCACAGUAGAUCAUCGGCACCUCUGUUCCUCAUGCUGUCGCAUUUGGCACCUCAUGCAGGCGCUAUCGGGGUCCUAGAAGCGCGGGACGAGGCGAAAAAUGCUAAGAAAUACAGCUAUAUUGCCGACCCGUUGAGGCGAUUAUAUGCAGGUGUGAUGGAGGCUCUGGAUGCAUCAGUGGGGGCGGUGGUUUCAGCAUUGGACUCGCACAAUAUGUUACGGAACAGUGUCAUCAUUUUCAUAUCCGACAAUGGAGGACCCACCACACGACCAGAUCUCGGACUCCAAACGGGAGCAUCCAAUUGGCCACUCAGAGGUUUGAAAGGGUCUCUGUUCGAGGGUGGCGUGAGAGGAGUGGCAGUUGCGUGGAGUCCGCUUUUCAAGAACCUCGCUCAAACCUCCGACAACUACAUCCACCUCACCGAUUGGCUCCCAACUUUAUAUUACGCCGCAGGUGGUGACGUGAAUUCUCUUUCAGCGUUGGAUGGAAUAAAUCAGUGGUCUCAUUUAGUUGACGUAAAGUCUAAAAGUUCAAGGGAUCAGCUUUUGGUGCAUAUUUACGAGAAAAGAAGUAAAUGGGCAGUUAUCAAAGAUAAAUGGAAAUUGAUUCAAGCCAACGACACAGAGACGCUAAAAUACACCACCUUCUACCAUGGGGAAAGCGGACGCAACGGAGAGAAAUAUUCGCUGAAUCUCGUCACGGACAGUCCGGUAUCAAAGAUCCUCCGACGCAACGUGUCGGAAAAGGAACUGGAGAUGAAAUACGCGGAACGGAGGAGGAGUUUGAACCGGGGGACGAUGGCGGCAUGUUCGGAGCGAAUAGCAGCCUCCAAGUUGGUCCCACCGGAUCAGUGCAGCGAGGCACCUUGUCUCUUCAACAUCCACCAAGAUCCGUGCGAGUUCCGAGACGUGGCCGCUCACCAUCCAUCGAUUGUUGAUGAGCUCCGAGAACUCUACGAAAAAUACGCUUCGUCGUUUGCGGAACCGCAGGAUCACGGCUUGGACCCUGCUGCGCUCCCCCAGAACUGGGACGGGUGGUGGACGCCGUGGCUCGACUCUUAGAGGGUGACAUAGGCGGAUCCAGCA
Molecule: messenger RNA, 2305 nt
Organism: Bemisia tabaci
Lineage: Eukaryota; Metazoa; Arthropoda; Insecta; Hemiptera; Aleyrodidae
Source: RefSeq, a predicted model, not a curated record